AUGUCCUUCACCUUCCAGUGGCCUCGGUUUUCCGACCAGUUCCAUGCCGAUGCAAUACAGAUGCUCACGGCAGCCCUCAACAAGGGCAACAAGCCGCCAGUCAUAGCAGACAAGAUCGAGGUGGUCGAGCUCGAAAUGGGUACUCAACCGCCCGAAUUGGAGAUUAGGGACAUCGGAGAGCUCACGAUGGACCAGUUUCGAGGCAUUUUCCGCUUAACGUAUUCCGGAGAUGCGCAUAUAGUAUUGCGGACGAAGGUCCAGGCGAACCCGCUCAACCACAAGCAACCCGACAUCCAUCUUAUGGGCGGCUCGAGGGGUAUGCUUGCAGCCAAGCAGCCUCUAGUGGUUCCCAUGCUGCUCCGUCUGUCACACUUCAAGCUCAAUUCUUAUGUCGUGCUCGUCGUCUCGCGACAAAAAGGCAUCACACUAGUCUUCAAGACCGAUCCUCUCCAGAAUGUGGACAUCAACAGUACAUUUGACUCAAUCGCUGUCAUUCAGAAGUUUAUCCAACGUGAAAUCGAAGGACAGCUGCGCCAGAUGUUCAGGGAAGAUUUGCCAGGGAUUAUUCAUCGACUUAGCCAGCAGUGGGUGAAAGCGAAGGUCGAGGCGCCCUAUUCGGCAAAGCGACCGGGUCCCAGCACACGCGAGCGCAGGCUUGACACAAUGUCCGCGCCAGACUUGAAUUCGUAUCGUUCAGCGCGCUUACCGUCCGUCGGUCUUCAGCCGCAUCUGACACUCAGACGGCCGUAUGGCAUGCCCAAUUUUGGCCGCGCUCGGACUGCGUCCGUGAUGUCUGUGUCUAGUAUUGGUCGCAGACCUUCCCCUUCGACGACCUCGUCUCCAUCGACGACGACGACUCCAGCUCCCGACGCGUCAGCCUCGUUCCCAGACUUAGAAAACUAUGACCCAACAUACGGCCUACGACCGGAAGGAUUGCCGGCUAAGAGCGUCUUCAGUGGGUUCCGCAGUCUUUUCGCUCCCAGUAAAGGCUUGGUUGAUUUGACCGAGGAGGCGAGUGAAGUGGAUGACUCUCUAGACGAGACGGCAUCAUAUGGCACUGCAAACUGGGACGACUUGAUAUCAGACUAUGAUCCUCCGCCAUCCGCCACUGGUCCAGACGGCGCCGUAGAGUACGAGACCGUACCUGCCGUUGGAGGAGGGACCAUCACCCGCCCACGAAUUUACCACUCACAGUCACAGAUACAGCCCUCCGUGGAUGGCCCCACGGAAGCAGGGCCAUCUACAUCAGUACGCCGACCAACUUCUUCCACCCCGUCGGGGGCGAUGCGCGCCGCAAUGUAUCGCCACUCACUCAGCCAGAGCUCCCUACUUUCUCCAUCUGGAUAUGGGUCACCUUACACCCCAUACUUUACUGGCACGUCGCCCCUAUCUACCUCAGGCUCGGUAGUUGAGUCUCUGUGGCCCGAUAAUGCGGGAGAUCUGAGCUCUCCAGCUUCCGCAAUUCCCCCUGUACCCCCACUCUACUACUCGCCGGUCCAACGUCCGAAGAGUUCAUCCAGCAUACACAGCCAGCCCUCACGAUCUAGUGAUAGGACACACUCAGUGCCCACUCCGCCAACGUUGGAAGAGGAAGCCGGAAUCCAGAUGAAUCGUUCUCGUCGUUCAUCUUUUGCAUCCUCGAAUAUUGAUAGAUUUCAACCGGGCUCCCCCUCCGAUCAGCAAUACUUCAUGCCGGAUCACGAUCCAAAAAUCGUCUUACGGCCAGCGGUAAAUAGCUCCAUAUCUAAACUCUCUACGCUCAGCCACUCGAACCACACCCUUUCGCCAUAUACGCGCACCCUCGAGCACUACACAGUACGUAGUGUUCCUCCUCGAGAAUCCUCGUCAGGGCCCUCGUCAAGCAUCGAGAAACAACCUGUUAAGGCCAAGCGAAGACGGACACAUCAUCUUGGCGGCAAGCCUGCCAAACCACCCGAGUUCUUGGCGCACGACCCCUCGUCGUCGUCUCUACCGAUGUCCGACUUUGAUGCGUCCGAGAUGGACCGCUACUUCCGUAACAAUGACGACCUGAUGCCCCACUACCCGGACCGCCUCGCUUCGCCGUCGCCUUAUGCACGUCGACCGUUUCCCUAUCAAUCAUGA
Molecule: messenger RNA, 2103 nt
Organism: Fibroporia radiculosa
Lineage: Eukaryota; Fungi; Basidiomycota; Agaricomycetes; Polyporales; Fibroporiaceae
Exons: 3
Coding region: 1-2103 (700 amino acids)
Biological process (GO): mitochondrion organization; phospholipid transport
Cellular component (GO): ERMES complex
Molecular function (GO): lipid binding
Source: RefSeq, a predicted model, not a curated record